AUGCUUAAUGCAUAUAUUGAUUUAAUCGAGAGGGCUCAUGAAUAUGAUGUUGCAUUGUCUCGAGCACGAGCAAAAGUAAGAAAUGCUCGAGCAAGAAUAAGAAAUAGAGCAUAUAACAUGAGCGAUAGGCAAUUUAUAAAAAGGUACCGCCUGUAGAAAAAUCUUUUUCACAAUUUAGUUUCUGAAAUAACACCAUAUAUGCCACGAACUCUACGAUCGGAUGCUUUAGAUAUUGAAACUAAGAUAUGUGAUUCCAACCUUAAUAUUAUAAGUGUAGAUGCAAGUUAUCCUGGUGCUACACAUGAUAGUGUUGUUUGGGCUAAUCACCCACUAAGGGCUUAUAUAGAAAGACUUCACACCAUAUCUGGAGAGGAUUUAUAUCUCUUGGGAGACAGUGGUUAUCCAUUAAGAACUACUAUGAUGGUACCACUAUCAAACCCUCAACCAAAUUCUCCUGAGGAACACUAUCAAAAACUACAUUUAAGUGCGAGAAACACUGUUGAGCGUUGUAUAGGAGUUCUAAAAGCCCGUUUCAGGUGCCUUUUGGUUGAUAGGAAGCAACAUUAUUCUCCAGGUGCUGCAGCAAGAAUUGCAAAUGCAUGCUGUGUUUUACACAAUAUAGCACAUGGAGAAAAUAUAUCGUUCUCUCCCCUUACUGCCGAAGAAGCAAUUUGUGAGCGCAGACUGACUCAGCAUGCAAGUGUGAGAGAAUCUCAUAUAAGAAAUGCUUAUUCUGUGACAGACCUAGAAUUAGGCCGUGCGCGCCGAGAGGCUCUCAUAAACCGCUUGUGGUUAGACAGGGCUGUCAAUUAAGAAAAACAAAAAUAUUUUUAAUAUGUUUUAUUAAAGAUUAAAACAAAAUAAAAUCAUCUUUUAAUAAACCCAUAUUAAUUUACUCCUGGCAAAAUUUGCGGCUCAUCCUGUCAAUGCUCUCAGCAAUUAAUUUGAAUGAAUCACCCAAACACUUCAG
This is a messenger RNA of Chilo suppressalis (striped riceborer), 970 nucleotides long. Lineage: Eukaryota; Metazoa; Arthropoda; Insecta; Lepidoptera; Crambidae. The record is from the annotation of a GenBank genome assembly.